Myzus persicae (green peach aphid) is the source of this 2273-nucleotide messenger RNA. It is a transcript of the gene gish, whose product is annotated as casein kinase I. Gene Ontology annotation, cellular component: plasma membrane; cytoplasm; nucleus. Gene Ontology annotation, biological process: signal transduction; endocytosis; peptidyl-serine phosphorylation. Lineage: Eukaryota; Metazoa; Arthropoda; Insecta; Hemiptera; Aphididae. The transcript has 12 exons. The record is from RefSeq and is a predicted model, not a curated record. Gene Ontology annotation, molecular function: protein serine/threonine kinase activity; ATP binding. The coding region runs from base 336 to 1703 and encodes 455 amino acids.
UAUAAUUUUUUUAAUCAGUCACAAAAAAAUGGAGAGUUUCAGCUGCAAUUGUUUCGUUUUCAAUUUUAUUCAAUUUCAACACGGUUAACCGUAUGUUUUAAUGUAACUAUUGUUUUUUAAUUAGUCUAUAGUUGUACAAGAAAAAUGCAGUCAUAAAACCGGCGCUCUGUUUCGGCCAGGCAUAUUAAAUUUCUUGAAAAAAAUUAACGCAAUGAUAACAGUGUUUAUUGUCUUGGGUCACAACGUGUGAACGUCGGGAGAAUUAUAAUAAAUUUUGGCGUACAAUGAGCUAAUAUUGGCCAAUUUUCGCGGAGGAAUAUAUUCAAACAGGCGCCAUGCAGAAAAGGGACCGGGAAAAGGAACAAAACGGUAAGGAUGACAAGCGCGGCGGAAAAUCCACCGGAUCGAGGGCAAUGCAUUCAGCAGUUGCUGGACGACAUGGCUUGUCAUCAUCAGCCAACUCUAGUGUACUCAUGGUUGGCCCGAAUUUCCGUGUUGGCAAGAAGAUUGGCUGUGGAAAUUUUGGGGAGCUAAGACUUGGAAAAAACCUAUACACAAACGAACAUGUGGCAAUAAAAAUGGAGCCAAUGAAAUCCAAAGCGCCUCAAUUGCAUUUGGAAUAUCGCUUUUAUAAAUUACUUGGAUCUCACGCUCCUGCUUUCUUCUCAGAUGGCAUACCAGAAGUAUUUUUUUUUGGUCCAUGUGGCAAGUAUAAUGCUUUAGUCAUGGAACUCCUUGGUCCCAGUCUUGAGGACUUGUUUGAUAUGUGUGGGCGUGAGUUUUCGCUCAAAACUGUUCUCAUGAUUGCCACUCAAUUGUUGCACAGGAUAGAAUAUGUUCAUGGUCGACAUCUUAUAUAUAGAGAUGUUAAACCAGAAAACUUUCUCAUUGGUCGCACUUCAACGAAAAAAGAUAAAACUAUUCAUAUUAUAGAUUUUGGUUUAGCUAAAGAAUACAUAGAUUUAGAAACAAAUAAACAUAUACCAUACCGGGAACAUAAAAGUUUAACUGGUACAGCAAGAUAUAUGAGCAUAAACACACAUUUAGGAAAAGAACAAAGUCGGCGAGAUGAUUUAGAAGCUCUUGGACAUAUGUUUAUGUACUUUUUACGAGGUUCAUUACCAUGGCAAGGCUUAAAAGCUGAUACUCUUAAAGAAAGAUAUCAAAAAAUUGGUGAUACAAAACGAGCCACUCCUAUAGAAGUUUUGUGUGAUGGAUAUCCCGAGGAAAUGGCCCAGUAUUUACGUUAUGUUAGACGGUUGGAUUUCUUCGAGACACCAGACUAUGAAUAUUUGCGUACAUUAUUCAAAAAUUUAUUUGAGAAAAAAGGUUAUGUUAACGACUCAGAAUUUGAUUGGACGGGCAAAACAAUGUGCACAUUAGUUGGUUCCAUACAGUCCAGUCAAGAAGUUAUUUUAUCACCAAACAGAGAAAGACAAGUUGCAGGCAACAAGUCUGGAACAAAAGGUUGGCAAGAUGGGUCAAAGCUUCCAGGUCACACAUUAGGAAACUUAACCCCUGCUGAUCGUCAUGGAAGUGUUCAAGUGGUAAGCUCGACUAAUGGUGAAUUGGCAAAUGAUGAUCCAACUGCUGGCCAUUCCAAUACUCCUAUUACAGCACAAGCUGAAACAGAAAUUGUUGAUGACACUAAAUGUUGUUGUUUUUUUAAACGUAAAAAGAAGAAAACUCCUCGUCCUAAGUGACUAACAGUGGUUAAAUGCAGCUCUGAACGAGAAGCUGUCACGCUGUUACGCGCCACCUCGCACUCUAACUCGCGUGACAGUGCCCUAAAUGUUCCCGUUCCGACCAUUACGUGAGAUUGCAUUAUCCAAUAAAUUAAAUAUUAUUUUGUAUUUAAUUUUGAAACAUCUCUUUCCUUUUUUUUUUUGUAAUUAAAUUAAUAGGCUACAAUAUACUUAUAUCUAUAAAAGAAAAAAACAUAUAUUAAAAUAACAUAUAAUAGACUGUUAGCAUUUGGUCACCCGUGCAUUCCGUCAACGAUCAAUAAAAAAAAUGAUGCCAAGAUGCUUCAAUUGUUGACACUAGUCUUGACACUAGACAGUAAGACAGUAUAAUAUUCAUUUAUUGCUUUUUUAUUUGUUAAAAAUAAUAUAUAAAUGUAUAUGGUAAAUAAUUAUCAAGUACAUUCACGUUCUCUUGUUCAAAAUAAAAAAGGACUCAGAAGUAUAGAUUUUAUUUGAUUGGUUUGCUUAUUAAACAAAUUUUUAAUUAUUUAUGUCAAAAAAAAAAAAAAAAUACUUAAGUUACCUAAG